AUGCUUGAGGAUAUAAGAUGCUCCUCGAUGGAAAGGCAGGUUAAGAAGUUGAGUAUACUUGAAAAUUGGGAUGAUUCUAUCUGCCCACAAAUUAGGAAAAAUCUUGAAAAUCUGAAAAUACAGAGUAGGAACUGUCAAGUACAUUCGGCCAUAUGUGGAAAAUUUGAAGUUCAUCACCAUGAUGACAAAUUUGUGGUUGUGAUAGAGUCUAGGGCAUGCACAUGUAGAGUUUGGGAAUUAAAUGGAAUUCCAUGUGUGCAUGCCAUAGUUGCCUUAGCAUUCUUGAAAGUGGAUUCAGUUGCAUACAUUCAUGAGUACUAUACUAUUGAGAGAUAUAAAUUGGCAUACACAUUUGGUUUGGAACCUUUAAAUGGGAAGAAGAUGUGUCCGGAUGCUGAGGGCUACACAGUGUUUCCACUACACAUAAGGAGGAUGUCGGGUAGACCAAAACUGAAAAGGAAGAGGAAUUCGGAUGAAGUAAACCCAAAUAACACCCACAAGCUCAAGAAGAAUGGAGUGACAAUGACAUGUAGGAGGUGUAUGCAGCCUGAGCAUAACACUCGUACAUGUAAGAACGAGGCUGUAGAGAAAUAA
Molecule: messenger RNA, 594 nt
Organism: Salvia miltiorrhiza (redroot sage)
Lineage: Eukaryota; Viridiplantae; Streptophyta; Magnoliopsida; Lamiales; Lamiaceae
Exons: 1
Coding region: 1-594 (197 amino acids)
Molecular function (GO): zinc ion binding
Source: RefSeq, a predicted model, not a curated record